AUGCUUGGAACAGGUGCGGGGGGGGGGGGCAUCCGCACCUUAGCCAGGCCUCGGAACCCACAGCAUUUGCAUUUGAAUGGCCGGCUUUUCGCCUUCCCUACAGCACCACUGCCUCUCACACCCAUGAGCGUUUACGCUCUGCGUUUUGCACCACAGGUAGCACAAAGCAGUGAAGGUGCCGUUUUGGCUAUUUUUGUGGUUAAUACUGCGCCGGGAAUAGAUACCAAGCAAAUUCUCCUCGCGCUUUUUUGCGAUCGGAUUCGGGCUUACUUGCGUCGCGGGUGUUGUAGUUUUUUGGCCUCAGGCGGGGAGGAGGUUCUGGUGGGAUCUCCGGCGGCCACAUUGCACCAGGCAAUUCAAAACGCUUCGCCGAUAGCCAAAGAGCAUACAACACACCAGAUGUAA
This is a messenger RNA of Trypanosoma grayi, 405 nucleotides long. RefSeq lists its product as hypothetical. The record is from RefSeq and is a predicted model, not a curated record. Lineage: Eukaryota; Euglenozoa; Kinetoplastea; Trypanosomatida; Trypanosomatidae. The transcript has a single exon. The coding region runs from base 1 to 405 and encodes 134 amino acids.